Molecule: messenger RNA, 2672 nt
Organism: Schistocerca gregaria
Lineage: Eukaryota; Metazoa; Arthropoda; Insecta; Orthoptera; Acrididae
Product: carboxypeptidase D-like
Exons: 9
Coding region: 350-1852 (500 amino acids)
Biological process (GO): proteolysis
Cellular component (GO): cell surface
Molecular function (GO): metallocarboxypeptidase activity; zinc ion binding
Source: RefSeq, a predicted model, not a curated record
GGGAGGUUAUGCAGUGGGCAACCUGGCGUCAGUGGCUGGGGCCAGUGACCUGCGUUCUGGCAUCGGGGUCGCUGCGACAUGGGACGGACAAGGUGGGCGGAGUUGCGCCGUGGCGCGCGCAGCGGCGACUCCGGAGUAGGGGCGCUGCCGGCCGCAGGCGGCACGCCGUGACGUGUGACGCGCGGCCGCAGACGCUCAGUGGCCCGCGCAGCCUCCGCCCGCUCCAGAUUCGCGCUCUCCGCUGCCGUCCCUCGCUCGGGACGUGGUCCGCGCCAAGCCGCCGACUCGCCGUAUCGUUGGAGCAUAGGCGUCCGUCACUACCGCUCGCCGUGAGAAGCAACCUGAAGUCAUGUCCUGGUGCCAGUCAUUGCUCGUGUCAGCCGUGACAUUGCUGCUGGCCGUGGGCAGCUCGAGAGAAGCGCCCUCUAAUGUGCCUACACUACCGGAGUUGCCUUUCAAGUACCACAGCAACAAGGAGAUUGCAGAGCUGCUGCGAGUUUUUCGGGAUGCUUUCCCAAACAUGACCGACCUCUAUUCCAUUGGACAGUCUGUUAACAAACAAGAACUGUGGGUUCUUCAAGUAUCAGGAGCAGAAAAAGAUCAGAUAGGAAUUCCUAAUGUCAAGUUGGUAGCCAACAUACAUGGUAAUGAACCAUCUGGACGAGAAAUUAUUUUGCAGCUUAUAAAGCUACUCCUGAGUACAUAUGGAAAUGAUGAUCGAAUUACAUGGCUGUUAGAUAAUACAAGAAUACAUUUCCUGCCUACUAUGAACCCUGAUGGUUUUGAUAAGGCAGAAGAAGGAAAAUGUGGUGAUGGCCGAGGAAGGACCAACAAGAAAGAUGUAGACCUCAACAGAAAUUUCCCCGAUGCAUUCCGUAAAAACACCCAUCCAAGACAACCAGAGACUACAGCUAUUAUGAACUGGCUGGAACGUAUACCAUUUGUGUUAUCUGCUUCCCUCCAUGCUGGAGCUCUUGUGGCAAAUUAUCCGUAUGACAACACACCUGAAGACAUCACUGGACGUAUGCAUGAGGAAUCACCUACUCCUGAUGAUGAUGUUUUUAAAUACAUAGCAUACAAGUAUGCUGCCACUCAUCCCACAAUGCAUAAUACCCACUGUGAUAGAUAUAAAGUAUUUGAACAUGGAAUAACUAAUGGGGCAGCAUGGUAUCCUCUUACAGGUGGCAUGCAAGAUUACAAUUAUUUUAAGCAUGACUGUUUUGAAAUUACACUGGAACUGUCAUGCUGCAAAUAUCCAAGAGCAAGUGAAUUGGAGGGAUUGUGGAAUAGCAACAAGGAGCCCCUUCUUCAGUUUAUUGAGCAAGUUCAUCAGGGUAUUCAUGGUGUGGUAAUUGAUGGUGAUACUGGAAUUGCUGUACCUGGAGCAAGAAUCUCAUUAAUUGGACGCAAUGUCACCUUCAACACAACGCAGAGAGGAGAAUUCUGGAGAAUAUUAUUAGAAGGAAUUUACACAUUAAAGAUAUCAGCACCCGGCUAUCUGGAUUACCAGUUUGAUUUACAAGUACCAGAAGGAAAUUUCACGUGGCAGAACAUAACAUUGCUCUCAAACAAUAGUAUUAACAGACAAAUGGUAAGCAAUGCCUCAAGAUCUCUGGAAACUACAACAGAAACAACAGCUUCUAGCACCUAUUCAAGCACUGUAGCUCAAAGAUCACCUGAACCUCAGACAACAACACAUCCUCUUUCACUAGCUAGGGUGCAAACUGAAGAUAUCACAACUGUAUCAGAUCAGAAUGUUGCAUCACUAACUAUUAUUGUUCCACAAGCACUCAUAUGGUUCACUUCUUGCAUUUCACUUCUGUGCACGUCACAAUUGUUACAAAUUCUUUAAAGUGUGUGAGUUCUGUUUUACUUUAAAUAUAAACUGAUUGUUUUGAUCAAAUUGAUCUUGUGUUGAAUUGUUCAUUUGUUUGAAGCUGUAGAUGCAAACCAUGUGGCAGUGGCAGCAGGUCCUCAUUGGCAUAAACUACUUUCAUGUAUUUGGAAAAUACUCAGACUGACUUGAGGAAAUUAGUGGUACAAAUUAUUUCCUGCAAGUAUCAUUUUAGUGACACUGAGUAAAAAUACGCAAAUGACAGUUACUUCUGUUAUUCUGGGAUCUAUUUUAGUGGUUCCCAAUGAUGAAGUUUUUCCUGCAUACUUUCAAGCAUACUUAAAGACAACACACAGACUUGUCAUCUGUUCAUAAAGCAUAUUUAGUGUCAAAAAUAUAUGUUGUUACCAUGCAAGGAGUUUAAUGUUAUUCUGAAACUGCUCAACUGCCACAUCAGAAAAAGUUCCUACUGAUAUUGCAUUAUCAACAUAUAUUGUUAAUUCACGAAGUAACUGAAUGAAGCUCAAUAGGCAAGCAAUAGUUCGUAAGUUUUGCCACAGUAUAGUGAUAGCUAAAAAAAAGAAGUUCUAAAAGAGAAAGGUACAGUAUGAUAAGAUUUUCAAUUUUAGAGGGUAAAAAUUCUCUCACUGCAUCUUUUCUGGCUGUGUACCUGCAACAUUUUAAAGACAGAUGUGCACUACACUGUGUGUUUUGUAACUGAAACAGAAUGUGUUGGUUAGCUGUUCAAAUAUGUUAUCUGUGAUAUUCUCAAGUAAAACAAGAAUUAUUCAUUAAAGCCAAAGACACACACACACACACACACACACACACACACACA